AUGGCUUCGCGGAAUUUCAAGAAAACUGUUAUCGCCGUCAGCGGAACUUUUCCCGGCUACAAGCAUGGUCAGUUCCCUCUCACUCCAACCGCGGAGGAAUUGACCCCACACGGUCGAUCGCCCGCACGUGGAUAUCGAGAUGACACUGACACCUGUCCUGCAGCUGAUCUGAAGAACUUCGUGGAAGACCAGAAAGCUACAUUCUCGACUUCUGUUUCUGAGUCAUGCACUCACCUAAUUACCACUCCAAAGGACGUGGAAAAGAACACCACGAAAUACAGGGCUGCCUGUGAGAUUCAGUCUUGCCAAAUUGUUUCUCUCGACUGGUUGCUCGAUUCCCUUGAGGCAAAGAAGCCACUCGCCGAGGAAAAAUACAUCCUGGGCUCUGGCUCUGGUCAAAACGGACUCGACCAGGACGUGCCAGAGGAUUCCGAGGACACGAAGACUACUACUCAAAAAGGCACAACGAAGGGCACUCAGCGUGAUACAGCUGCCGUUACUUCCAAGCUCGGCGUAAAAAGCAACUCCUCGACUGAUGCCAAGACAGACGCGAAGGAGAACGCCCAGGCCUCCGGCAAGAAGCGCGGCUCCGCACUGCUUGAUGGUAUGGAGGAAGAUGCAAGCAAAAAGUCCAAGGAUGCUCAGAAGGCUGGUUUCAAGAACCUUAACAUCCCUGUUGAUGAAGGUUUUCUUCGGGAAGAAGUUAAACACAAAGGCCCCGAAGUGUACAUCGAUGACACAAACCUGAUUUGGGAUGCCACCUUGAAUCAGACUGUGGCCGCUCAGAACAAUAACAAGUUCUACAUCAUCCAGCUGCUUUCCGUCUCCGGCGGUAAGAAUCACUUCACCUGGACCCGAUGGGGCCGUGUUGGUGAGUAUGGACAGCAUGCCUGUCUGGGAAGUGGUAGUCUGGAUGAAGCGAUCGGUCACUUCAUGAAGAAGUUCAAGGACAAGUCGGGUCUGAACUGGGAGAACCGACUGGAUACCCCAAAGGCAAAGAAGUACACCUUCAUCGAGCGCAAUUACGAAGAGGAUGACGAGGAGGAGGAAGAUGUGAUCAAGAAAGAAGAAGGCGAUGAUACCAAACCGGAGAUUAAGAGUGCUCUAUCUAAGCCCCUGCAGAACCUCAUGAGCUUCAUCUUCAACAGCGAUCACAUCAACUCGGCCCUGGCGUCCAUGUCAUACGACGCGAAGAAGUUACCAUUGGGAAAAUUGUCAGACCGGACGCUCAAGAAUGGAUUUACAAUCCUGAAGGAACUGUCUGAGCUCAUCGCGGAUCCGAACCUGGCAGGCUCCAACUACGAGACUGAUUACGCGACUGCGACAGAGCACCUCAGCAACCAGUACUUCACAACCAUCCCGCACGUUUUUGGUCGAAAUCGGCCCCCCGUCAUCAACUCGGACGCCCAGAUUAAGAAGGAAGUUGAGCUUUUGGAAGCUUUGACCGAUAUGGAUGUCGCAAAUGAAAUCAUGAAAGUUUCCCGAGAGGCUGAGGAGAUCAACCAACUUGAUCAACAAUUCCAGAGCCUCGGAAUGGAAGAAAUGGCCAGGCUUGACCACAAGUCGAGUGAGUUCGAUGAGCUGUCCAAUUAUCUGUCAAAUUCGCGCGGCGAAACACAUCAUCUUCGCUACGAGGUCAUCGAUAUCUUCCGCAUCGAGAGACGGGGUGAAAAUGAUCGCUUCAACUCAUCUGUCCAUGCAAAUAUCAAAAACAGUGACCGCCGACUUCUCUGGCACGGCUCCCGGAGUACGAACUUUGGUGGAAUCCUCAGCCAGGGUCUUCGCAUUGCCCCACCUGAAGCUCCCGUGAAUGGCUACAUGUUCGGCAAGGGCGUGUAUCUCGCAGACACGUCCAGCAAGUCUGCCAACUACUGUUGCCCCUAUAGCAGUGGAAAUAUGGGUUUGCUUCUUCUUUGUGAUGCUGAGCUCGGAGACCCAAUGCUAGAGCUGAUUAGCAGUGAUUACAAUGCGGGUGAGAACGCCGCCAAGGAAGGCAAGGUUGCCACUCUUGGUCAAGGCCGGAGCAUCCCUGCGGGGUGGAAGGAUGCAGGUUGUCUGAACCCGGCUCUGCAGGGUGUCAAGAUACCGGAUGUCAGCACCGGUACCGCGGAGAGGAAAAACGGGGCCUGGCUCCAGUACAACGAGUACAUCGUCUAUGAUGUAGCUCAAAUUCGCCAGCGAUACUUGUUUUAUGUUCAUAUGCGAUGA
This is a messenger RNA of Penicillium atrosanguineum, 2208 nucleotides long. RefSeq names its product putative poly(ADP)-ribose polymerase PARP. The transcript has 3 exons. NCBI's taxonomy places the organism in Eukaryota, Fungi, Ascomycota, Eurotiomycetes, Eurotiales, Aspergillaceae. The coding region runs from base 1 to 2208 and encodes 735 amino acids. Gene Ontology annotation, molecular function: NAD+ poly-ADP-ribosyltransferase activity. The record is from RefSeq and is a predicted model, not a curated record.